CACUAAGUAUUCUGAAGGGAUAGAACUGGGGUACAAGUGCACGAAGAAUAUUAAAAGACCCCCUUAAGUAAGAAUGUCUAUUCAUAGUAAUCUAUUGUUAAUGUUAGCCAAUGAAAACCACGGAUAGAUAUUUAUUGAUUUCGUUGACUGACUACGUAGAGCACAUGUAUGAAGGAAGCCUGCAGACGCGUGGUAUAUAUAAACCGGGAUUUCGAUACAGACAUCAUUCACAACAGUAAACGUCGAAGAAGCACAUAGUCAUAAAUGAACAAAAUGGGCAGCCCAAUUAGAAUGUACGAUGCCUAUGUGAUAGCAGAUGACACCGAGGAAGAUCGACUAUUCCUGGAAAAAAUGACGGAUAAUCUGGAGUCGUCCAAACACAACCUUCGUCUUCACAUCAGAUCACGUGAUGGAGAUGUCGAACUAGACCACCAAAAGGAAUCCGAAAUUAUCAUGAAUGGGUGUGAGAAAAUAAUUGUUGUUCUGUCUAAGAACUUCACACAGAAUGAUGAAGCAAUGUAUCUUCUAAAGGUGGCUGUUUCAAGAGCUCCAGGUUGCCAAAUGAGACUUAUAAUCCCUAUUAUCCGUGAGGAAUGUAUCGCUCCCAGUUGUAUUCGAUUUUUGACAGCGAAUGAUUAUACCAAGAUGGAUCUGAGACCGUGGUUCUGGCCACGGGUGGCCAUCUGCUUCAAGAAACAAAGACAGCCAUUUGCGUCAAUUUCACGACAAAAGCUCCCGGAUGUCGUCUGCUUACCGGAUGUAAUUCUGGAUUCUUUUUCUCCUGGAAAAGAUUUAAAUUGGAGGAAUAUUUGAAUCAUUAAAACCAUGUGAUGUACAAUUGGUCUAUGAAUGAGUGAAUUUUAUUUAUUAUUAUUUUUGUUGUUGAAAUAUUUACAUUUGCCUUCUAGUCAGUAAUCCAGUGUUCACCAAAGCUUUAUCGCUGUCACAAUACAUGUAGCGAAUAGAAGGUUGGUUGUAUCAAGUCGCAGGUUGUGAUAACUUUUAUUUUAUUUUAUUAGAGAUUAUACCCAUUGUCUUUCAAUAUAUGUAACAAAUGCUGUAUCUGAUGAUCUAGCCAUUUUAUGCAUUAUUCGCAAUAUCAGCAUACCAUUUUUAUUGAAUACUUUGCCAUUUGCAUCAGCAACAUGCGAACUAUUGUUUUCGUGCAUCAUCUUUUAAAGAAGCUCCCUCGACAUUUUUGUACCUAGUUUUAUACACAAUUGAUUAUGGAUAACCUAUCGUAAAGGAAAAUAAAUUAAUUAUCAAUACGUAAGAGUUUCUAAGAUUUGUCAUCUUCAUAUAAAAUCUACGAUGUGAAA
Molecule: messenger RNA, 1319 nt
Organism: Ostrea edulis (European flat oyster)
Lineage: Eukaryota; Metazoa; Mollusca; Bivalvia; Ostreida; Ostreidae
Product: myeloid differentiation primary response protein MyD88-like
Exons: 4
Coding region: 265-813 (182 amino acids)
Biological process (GO): signal transduction
Source: RefSeq, a predicted model, not a curated record